GAUACAUGGCCAACUGUAUAAACUCGACAACGCAACCAUAUAGAAACCCAUUUACACAUGAUCUCCCUUUUGCUUCAGUUAAACAACGAAACGGAAUAUUCAAGUUCGAUCGCGACAAGCCGCGACACGCCGCCAUGGAGGUCGUUGAGCCCAACCUCGCGUCCCUCGCCAUGCAGAACGCGAAGCGAUCAAAACUACUGUUCGCCAGCGGUGCGGCAGAAUCGCCCAGAAAGAAGCUGAGACUCGCGCAAGACCCCGUCGAAGAGCAGCGCGAAAAAGAUGCAUUAUCAUUACGCCUUCACGCAGAAUAUCGAAACCUCCAGUCAUUGCCGCCGGCCCUUGCUCAGAAACAAGCCAAUGCAGCCAGCGCGCGCAAGAGAGCCAAGAAAGCACCCGCCAGCGACUCUACCGCCGCCGCCACCCCUGAGGAGCAGAAGACACAGAAACUCAUAGAGGGUAUAGCAGAGAAGACGCCUGCCCAAGAGUCUACUGCUCUCGUUCAGAUCCGUCGGCCGCCACCAGGCUCUGGUCCAUCACAUACCCCGUCACAGGCCCUAAGCACUACACGCGCUCAGGCAACGCAGCAAAUCAAGCCCGAAUGGCACCCGCCGUGGAAGCUGAUGAGAGUCAUAUCUGGUCAUCUGGGCUGGGUCAGAGCUUUAGCCGUGGAGCCGAACAAUCAAUGGUUCGCCAGUGGCGCAGGAGACCGCACCAUAAAGAUCUGGGAUCUCGCCACGGGCAACCUGCGCCUCACCUUAACGGGUCACAUAUCGACAGUCCGUGGUCUCGCCGUGUCACCAAGGCAUCCGUAUCUCUUCUCGUGCGGUGAAGAUAAGAUGGUUAAAUGUUGGGAUUUGGAGACGAACAAGGUCAUCCGUCAUUACCACGGCCAUCUGAGCGGCGUGUACACGUUGGCGCUGCACCCGACACUUGAUGUCCUCGUCACAGGUGGUCGAGAUGGCGCCGUGCGGGUGUGGGAUAUGCGCACACGCAGCAACGUCCACGUUAUGAGUGGCCACAAGGGCACAAUAGCCGACGUCAAGUGUCAAGAGGCAGACCCACAGGUCAUCAGCGGCUCUCUCGACGCAACAGUGCGGCUGUGGGAUCUCGCUGCGGGCAAGACCAUGAGCGUACUCACUCACCACAAAAAGGGCGUCCGCGCACUCGCCAUGCACCCAACAGAAUUCACCUUCGCCACAGGCAGCACCGGCAGCAUUAAGCAGUGGAAGUGUCCUGAAGGCGCCUUCAUGGGCAACUUCGAGGGCCACAACUCCAUCAUCAACUCGCUCGCCGUCAACGAGGACGUGCUCUUCUCCGGCGGUGACAACGGGAGUAUGAGCUUCUGGGACUGGAAGUCGGGUCACCGGUUCCAAUCCUUAGACUCCAUCGCUCAGCCUGGCUCUCUCGAUGCCGAGGCUGGUAUCAUGAGCUCUACCUUUGACCGCACUGGCCUGCGACUGAUUGUGGGAGAGGCGGAUAAGACAAUUAAGAUUUGGAAACCGGAUGAGAAGGCGACGCCUGAGACACAUCCCUUAGAGUGGAAGCCUACCCUGGGCCGGCAGAGGUUUUAAGAAGGAAAACAGAGAGAAAAAUGUACAAGAUUGUAUAUGCUGCGGGAGAUAGACGGUUUUAUCCACUGUCUUAGUCUUAAUAGUACCUAUAUACCCACAAUUUGAAUCAAUGGAACGAGAAAAGAGAUGUUUGAUUAAAUACUGUUGAACGUGAGGGUUAUAUGAUCAACCAACCAACUACUUCAUAUUUACAAGGUCCCAGAGGUCAUGAUCUAAUAGUGUAACCAGCGCGUCAUCACAGAGGGAAUAGAAGAUAUCUCAC
Messenger RNA from Xylaria bambusicola, 1833 nucleotides. RefSeq names its product putative pre-mRNA splicing protein. Gene Ontology annotation, cellular component: precatalytic spliceosome; catalytic step 2 spliceosome; Prp19 complex. Gene Ontology annotation, biological process: mRNA splicing, via spliceosome. Gene Ontology annotation, molecular function: protein binding. The transcript has a single exon. Bases 6 to 1571 code for a protein of 521 amino acids. Lineage: Eukaryota; Fungi; Ascomycota; Sordariomycetes; Xylariales; Xylariaceae. The record is from RefSeq and is a predicted model, not a curated record.